This is a messenger RNA of Rhipicephalus sanguineus (brown dog tick), 3306 nucleotides long. Its product is annotated as cytochrome P450 2J4. Lineage: Eukaryota; Metazoa; Arthropoda; Arachnida; Ixodida; Ixodidae. The transcript is spliced from 9 exons. Gene Ontology annotation, molecular function: monooxygenase activity; heme binding; oxidoreductase activity, acting on paired donors, with incorporation or reduction of molecular oxygen. The record is from RefSeq and is a predicted model, not a curated record. Bases 160 to 1668 code for a protein of 502 amino acids.
UUCCAAGGAUUUCCCGUUGGCGCCAACUGCAGAGUGGCGCACGCUCCUCGCACACCGCUCCUGGGACUCGCUUCGCGGCAGUCGGAACCGGAGCGACGCACAACGGUCACCGUGCGCGCGGGCAGUCGCGGGCUACGCCUGCUACGGUAGGCUACCAUCAUGCUUGGCGUCUUCUGGCGGUGCAUUGUCACGGGGCUCGUAGCCGGAGUCGGGGCUGUCGUACUGCAGUACCUGUGGGACACACUCAAGAGAUGCCUGAGGAAAGAUCUGCCGCCGGGCCCCUUCGGUGUCCCUCUACUCGGCUACCUUCCAUUCAUGCCGAAGGAUGGCCACCGUGGCGUUGAGGCACUUAGGCAGAAGUAUGGCAACGUGUUCGGUGUUCACCUAGGCUCCCGGUACGUGGUGUUCCUGUGCGACUUCGACUCCGUGAAGGAGGCCUUAUCGCAGGACUCUCUCCUCAACCGACCCGAAGAGUUUCCCUUUAAAGUCAACGAGCACUCGCAAGGACUGAUUGUGCUGAAUGGACCGCUAUGGAAGGAGCAGCGCAGGUUCUCGCUGAAGCUCUUCAAGAACCUUGGCAUCGCAACGCAGGCCAUGGAAAAACACAUACACGAGGAGCUGUCGUACCUCCUUCGCGAGCUGGAGUCUGUGAAAAAAGGCCGCAUCGUGCCCACGACCGUGCUGACGCCCAGCACAUCCAACAUCAUCUCGGCGCUGGUGUUCGGCCGCCGGUUCGAGUACGACGAUCCCGAGCGCGUAUACUUGGACAAGCUGAUCGAAGUGAUUCCGGCACUGGCCGCACAGGUGUCGGCCAUCAACUUCUUUCCCUGGCUUCGAAAGCUGUUCGUCUUCUUCCGCAUGGGGGCCUGCGAGCAGCUAAGGGACGCGCUUGUCCGGAGGGAAGACUUCGCCGACUCGAAGAUCGACUUCCACCAGGACACGUACCAGGAUGGCUUGGUGCGGGACUACAUCGACGGCUUCCUCAGUGAAAUGAAGCAGCAGGAUGAAGGAUGCACGACCUUCACACGCAAUUUGCUCAAGGGCAACGUAGCGUCCUUCUUCGGCGCCGGCAGCGAAACCGUGCGCGCCGCCAUCGAGUGGUUGCUGCUCGUGAGCGCCAUGAAGCCGGAACUUCAGCGUCGCAUUCACGACGAGAUCGACGCCGUGCUCGCGAAUGGCGAAAGAUCGCACAUCUCCUGGAGCAACCGCAGCCAGAUGCCGUACACGCAGGCCUUCAUGUGGGAGACUAUGCGCUGCAAGCCUGUCAACCCCCUCAGCCUCAUGAGAUAUGCCGCCACAGACGUGAAGGUGGGCAAGUACGUCAUCCCUCGUGGCAGUGUCGUAAUUGGAUCGAUAUGGUCCAUUUUCUACGACCCCGCUUACUGGGGUGAUCCUGAAGUGUUUCGACCGGAGCGCUUCCUCACCAACGACGGCACGAGACCGCAGAAACCGGAGCGAUUCAUCCCAUUCUCCUACGGCAAGCGCGCGUGUCCGGGAGAAGUGAUCGCCAACAUGGAGACUUUCAUCUACUUCACCAGCAUACUGCAGCAUUUCACCGUAGAGGCACCGCCCGAUGGUCCGAACCUCGUGCUCGAUGAAGUACUCGGCAUCUCCCUUCGACCAACGCCCCAGGAACUCCUUUUCCGACCACGAGAAGUGCCCCUUUGAGUGGACGUUUUUUACACCAGCCAAAAAAAAAAAAACACUUCAGUUGAGUUCUACUUUUUCAAGAGUGCUUCGCCACUUUCUCAAAACUUAAGGACUUCCAGUCUUUGGUUUCUUCAUCCUGUUGUUGCCACUAGCCACACGAAAUACAUUAGUUCUCCCCACAUAGUAUUUAGUGACAGCGCUUGUGUACAAAAGUGACUGGUGGACAGCCAUGAGAGACGACUUUUCAACCCUUGUCAAGCUUAACACGUUAUUUUUUAUAAAAGUUAUUUGCUUUUCCUUUAUCAUUGUUCGUAAUAUAAACCAUUAUAUAUUACGUCGGCAGCAUUAUUAUCGUGUUACAUAUAGCCGGUAAUCCUAUAAAUAAUUUGGUUACCGUAUGCACCAGGGGUCUCAAACACGCGGCCCGCACAUGAAUUGUCUUCGUCCCAUGAUUUCAUUUUAUUUUAUUAAUGAGCAUGUUCAUGAGCUACCCAGACAAGUCUCAAGCAUUUCUUUGGUGAGGCACACCAUGCGGUCACCAUGUGCUGAAACAUAACCGCGGAACAAAAACUGUAUAUCCAGAAUCGUCGUACAGAUUUUAGUGAUAUUGGAAAUCGGUAACGAUAUGUUUCUCUUGUCGAAUUCUGACGCCAAAUGCCCUUCAGAGAUAUGGGAAGUAGAUGAGAUGUUAGUUGACACCUUGUUCAAGGCGGCGUAGUAAGCACGUAAAGAGCGCACAAAACUGACGAUGAGAGGACGCCGCACACCGCGCUCUCUCUUCGUCUUAAGUUUUCUGCUCUGUUUCCUUGUACAAUGUAUUACCAACAAGAGCAACUGGACACGCUAGCAAAAAAAGUUCGUGCUUUUCUUUGUUUGCAAGAACUGAAGAACGGUCCUGCUCUUUCGUGGUGCAAAAAACGCACAUUCGCCAAGGAAAUCAGUAACAUGGCGUUUCGGGCACCGUACGGGUCUUGACCACAAUGGAGAGGUAAGCAUGGGCCCACGAUGUGCAAGUGUAUAUCUCGAGUGAGGUGGCACAGUGCAUCUCGAGAAGAUCACGCCUCGACCUGCUUAUGGCGCAUCCAGUUGAUUGAAUGUAGUACGAUUCUAAAAGCAAAGUGCGGUUGAAUGUUUUGCUGUUACGAUGGUGGCUGCCAAGUACCAGUGAAUGCUCUGUACGAUUAGCCUGGGCUGUUCCGCCAAGGCGCUCGCGACUGUGUAGCCCUCGGCGACUCCAUUCUUGCGGUGCUCCAAACGCCGUUUAAAAUUUAUGCUCUCGUCGAUGUGCGAUACGCCCCACCCCCUGCACAGUAUCUCGUAGACCACUCCGCACUGGCGAACUUGUGUUUUUUGCCCCAGCAUGUUUCCUCACGAAACGAUUGUUCGUCAAACGUUUGACUCUGGUGUUCUUUUGUUUAGAUGAACUGAAGACGUUUACCAUUUUCUUGAAAAGCAAGCGACACCCGAAGCAUGUCAUGAGCCCCGCAGUUACUGCAACAAUGUGUCGCUUCAUUAUCUGGAACGACAUCCAUGUCAUUGCUUUCUCUUGCUGUGUAUCCAUUGUCAUAAUUAGAAUGUUCUCUUCGUCCGUCCUUUGAGACUCACCUCUCAUUAUUCACGGUCAAUGGCAAUAAAUAUACGUGUAUUAUGCACCAU